AUGCCAAAUUUAAACAAAAGAUCUAGUACAAUCGACCUGGUAUUCUCCAACAUCCCAACAGCCACCGCAACCGUAGAAGAGUACCUCACCACCGGCUCGCUGCAUUACACAAUCGGUACAGAGAUCCCAGACAAUGAGAGCAGCCCCAGGACCCCAGGAAAAGUCCAUGUCAGUCUACCGGAGGAAAUCAAGGCGUUUAGCAAACACGUGGCCAGCGCGGCCCUGUCACUACCAUCGUUCAUCCGCUCCAGACAAGAUAUUGAUGAUGCUGCUGGACAACUUCUACAAAUCCUGCAAGACGCUGCAAAAGCUUGCGGCCGACUGAGUAAAGGAAAGAGAGCCCGACAGAAUCCUUGGUGGAGUAAAGAGUGUAACGAAGCGCAUGAGAGUCUCCGCGCUGCUCGAUAUACUACCGAAAGCCGACAUGGAGAGGAAGUCCAACGCGCUAGGAUCCACCUUAAGCGCACCGUCCGCCGCGCGAAACGAAACUUCUGGCGCACCAUUGUUGCAGAUAUCACAGACCAAGCUGAUAUAUUCCGGGUUACUCGCUGGAUAAAGCCAAGGCAACAGCUACAACCUCCACCAAUCCAACAUGAAAACAAAGUCUAUACAACGAACUUAGAGCGCGCCAACAUCCUACGCAAGGAGAAGCUCGAAAGACGGGACGUGUCAGAUGAUAUCCCAGAUCCAUGGAUCCCCACAGCUUCACCAACCCAACAAAUUCCCUUUUCGGCACACAUCCCAAUCAGCGAAGCCCAGGAUGCACUACUCAGAACUGGGAACACCACACCUGGAAUGGACGGUAUUACAACGAAAAUGCUCCAAGCAAUCUGGCCAAGCAUUUCACAUGUCACCACACUCCUCUACAACGCUUGCCUCACCCUAGGAUAUCACCCAACUCCCUUCAAAACAGCAGAGGUAGCGAUGAUCCCAAAACUCAAUAAGAGAGAUCUCAGUGACAUCUCUGCGUGGCGCCCCAUCUCCCUCCUUUCCUGCCUGUCCAAAGGCCUGGAACGAGUAAUUGGCCGCCGCCUUGCAUACCUAGCCAUCAGAUACAAGGUCCUCCACCCUAACCAGGCUGGAGCACUCCCCAAAAGAAGCGCUACAGACAUCGUCACCGCACUCCUCUACGAUGUUGAACGUGCCUUAGGUAACGGCAAGAUGGCCACACUUGUCACAAUGGAUGUCAAAGGGGCCUUCGAUGCUAUCCUCCCCAAUAGGCUGAUCCUACGACUCCGACAACAAGGAUGGCCGGUUUUCCUGAUUUGGUGGAUCUACCACUUCGUCUCCCACCGUAAAGCUCUAGUCAGAUUCCAGGAUGCUAAAACAGAACCCGCAGAACUGCCCUGCGGCCUUCCUCAGGGCUCGCCUAUAUCGCCGAUUCUCUAUCUACUAGCCACCACCCCCAUUUACUCUCUUCCAGGAGCAACAGAAAGAUACGGCUACGCGGACGAUACAGCGAUGCUCUUUGUAGGGGACACUCUGGAGGAGACCACUGCAAAAGCAAACACGGCGAUCACUGCAAUGGAAACAUGGGGGCAGCAAGAGGCUUUCUCCUUCGACCCAGACAAGACGGAGGUCAUGCACUUCUCUAGGAAAAGGAACAGUAGCUCGCCACCGGUCUCCCACCAAGGCAAGGAGAUUAAGGCCCAGAAGGCAAUGCGUUGGCUAGGAGUCUGGCUCGACCGCAGGCUCACUUUCAACACGCACAUCGAGAAAUGGUCACUCAAGGCCGAAAAGGUUAUUUCACAGUUGCGGUUCGUUAACAACACAGUCCGCGGGACAUCAGCAGUAGCAGCUAGGAGAGCGAUUUAUGCCGUAGCCUUACCUACAUUCUUCUAUGGGCUAGACACAUGGUUCCCCGGCUUCCUUUCCGAGUCAACACAUAAGGGUGCAAGGACGAUUACCAAAACCCAUCUCUCAAAGCUUCAAGUAAUCCUAAACAAGGCCUGCCACGCAGUCCUACCCGUUUGGAAGACCACCCCACAAGUCAUCCUCUGGAAGGAGGCGGGUAUACCGCCAGCAGACAUCAUACUCAAGCAACAACAAGCGCGCACUGCGCUCCGUUAUGCCACACUAGAUGUUGCGCACCCGGUAUCCAGAAGGCUAAGACAAGCGCAGCAUGAACUUGACCAGAGCAACCACCCAACAACACGCAGCCAGACCCUGCAGAGGCAUAGCCGACUCCUCCGAACAGCGGCAUGGGCGAAGGAGGUCGAACGACCAAGGCUUAUAGCACGCCGCUUCAAUGAUAACAUCCCGACCGAAGCUGGGGGCGAAAGACCACCUAAAGAAACCGCCGCUGUAGAAUUCCAGCGCUGGCUUGAGGACAAACCCCCAGGCUAUAUCGUCUUCAGUGAUGGCUCCAAGACAGAAAGAGAUACCGCAGGGUAUGGAUACGCAGUAUUCCACAACGGACGCCUCGCUGAUUGGGGCUUUGGCCAGCUUGGCCGCAGAGAAGUCUUUGACGCAGAAAUCCACGGCGCUCUCGAAGGCCUCCAACGCGCUGUACUCGCCAACUUCACCAACGAACCAAUCACGGUCUGUAUGGACAACACCUCUGUCAUCGACUGCAUCGGAGCAACAGCACCAAACUCCUCACAGGCCCAGUUCAGGGCCUUUCAGGAGAUAGGAGACAAAUAUCCGUACCAGGUAUCUGUUAAAUGGUGCCCAGGGCAUAGCAACAUCUUCGGAAAUGAGCUGGCAGACCUUCUAGCCAAACAAGGAGCCAAUCUCCCAGUCCCAGAGCACCUUCCCUCAGUCUCCUACCGCAGGAGGCAGGUCAAGGGUCAGAUAGCCGUAGACUACCAGCAAUGGUGGCAAGGAGUAGAGAGAGCAGGUUACUCGUCGCUCGGCCUGACCGCCGAGCUACGGAAGCUCCCUGAACUCGCCCUCCCACGCCGUCUUUUGGGAUAUCUACUCGCUGCCCGAUCACACCACGGCGACUUUGCGGACUACCACGAAAGAUUUCACCCAGGUCAGGCGACCCUGGAGUGCGCCUGUGGGCGCCAAAAGUCGCCUACCCAUCUCUUCUACUGCAGGAAAGUCCCUCACCAUCUCCGGGCUCGGCUCGCACCCGACCCUGAAGCGGCGAUAGGACGGUUCCUCGGUAGAUCCUACAAGGUUUACCUGCGCAUUGCGGACUUCUAUUACACGAAGAUCAACAAGCGCUACUAA
Molecule: messenger RNA, 3177 nt
Organism: Daldinia childiae
Lineage: Eukaryota; Fungi; Ascomycota; Sordariomycetes; Xylariales; Hypoxylaceae
Product: putative RNA-directed DNA polymerase from transposon BS
Exons: 1
Coding region: 1-3177 (1058 amino acids)
Molecular function (GO): RNA-DNA hybrid ribonuclease activity; nucleic acid binding
Source: RefSeq, a predicted model, not a curated record